UUCACAAUGCAAAGUUUGCCACGUUGCGACAACCUCUAGGAUAGCGUCAGCUCACUGCCUACCAGCAGAGUGAGAUGGGACGGACGUCAAAGGAUAAACGGGAUGUCUACUACCGCCUGGCCAAGGAGAAUGGCUGGCGGGCCCGGAGUGCCUUCAAGCUACUUCAACUGGAUGAGGAAUUCCAACUCUUCCAAGGUGUGAAACGAGCCGUUGACCUGUGUGCGGCCCCAGGCAGCUGGAGCCAGGUGCUGAGCCAGAAGAUUGGGGGCCCGAGGUCCGGUCAGGUGGUGGCUGUGGACUUGCAGGCUAUGGCUCCACUCGCAGGUGUGAUACAGAUACAGGGGGACAUCACUCAGCUUUCCACUGCCAAGGAGAUCAUCCAGCACUUUGAGGGCUGCCCUGCCGACCUAGUCGUGUGUGAUGGGGCUCCUGAUGUCACUGGCCUCCAUGAUGUCGAUGAGUACCUGCAGGCCCAGCUUCUGCUAGCUGCUCUCAACAUUGCUACGCAUGUCUUGAAGCUAGGGGGCUGCUUUGUAGCCAAGAUAUUCCGAGGCCGGGAUGUAUCUCUUCUCUACAGCCAGCUUCGUGUCUUCUUCUCCAGUGUGCUCUGUGCCAAGCCCAAGAGCAGCCGGAACUCCAGCAUUGAGGCCUUUGCUGUUUGUCAGGGUUAUGACCCUCCUGAGGGCUUCAUUCCAGACCUGACCAGACCCCUGCUGGACCACGAUUUCAACCAGCUGGAUGGGCCCACCCGUAUUAUUGUGCCCUUUGUGACCUGUGGGGACCUCAGCGCCUACGAUUCGGAUCGCAGUUAUCCUCUGAAUCGAGAAGAUGGCUCUGAGUACAGAUAUACUCCGCCCACACAGCCCCCCAUCUCACCCCCAUACCAGGAGGCCUGCAAGUUGAAGAAGAAUGGACAGCUGGCCAAGGAGGUCUUCCCCCAAGACUGCUCCAUCAACAGAAUAGACAAGUUGCCCCAGCCUCUGACUGUUCCUCUGACUGUUUCUCUGUCUAGCCCACAAGGUGGAAGACAAUGAAAUGAAUUGCUCCUC
Molecule: messenger RNA, 1049 nt
Organism: Peromyscus californicus insignis
Lineage: Eukaryota; Metazoa; Chordata; Mammalia; Rodentia; Cricetidae
Product: putative tRNA (cytidine(32)/guanosine(34)-2'-O)-methyltransferase
Exons: 1
Coding region: 75-1034 (319 amino acids)
Biological process (GO): cytoplasmic translation; tRNA methylation
Cellular component (GO): cytoplasm
Molecular function (GO): tRNA methyltransferase activity
Source: RefSeq, a predicted model, not a curated record